Molecule: messenger RNA, 741 nt
Organism: Fomitopsis serialis
Lineage: Eukaryota; Fungi; Basidiomycota; Agaricomycetes; Polyporales; Fomitopsidaceae
Exons: 7
Coding region: 1-741 (246 amino acids)
Source: RefSeq, a predicted model, not a curated record
AUGCCUGAUCCCGACGGCCUGAUACCGCGGCCCCGCGGCAGGCCUAGCUCGCUCUUCGUCGGAGACGAUUGUCUCCAGAGACAAAUGCGCACGAGUUCCAAGGGGCUCGCCCGCUUCCGGGACCUAAUGCAUCGCUCCAUCGCUCGGCACCUCGACCUCAGAGUGACGCGAAUGUGGAAGGACGCCCACAAGCGCACGCGGAGACCCGAAGUCAUGUAUGAACAAGCUGGCGACGGAGGUGGUUCGGAGGCGGACACGGGCUCAGAUCCGACUCCGAACUCAGACGAUGACAAUCAGGGCAACUCUGCGCGGAGGAGCAAGAAGCGCGUCGAUAAGCCUCCUUCGAAAGACUCGCGGCCCGCACCGGCACAGGACUCCGGUAGGGGUCAGGCCGGGCCUCGUCCCGGGCCCAGUCAAUCCUCGCAAAGCAACACCCAAGCAUCAAACGCUGCUGCCUCCCACCCAUCGGACCGCCGGGGUCCCGAAGCUCCAGACAAGCCCAACGACGGGUUCGCUGCCGUCACUCGCUUCCUCCGCUCACUGACGCCGUCCCUCGAGCAUGUCGCCGUGCAGUUCAGCGCGGCGGGUGUCAAGGACGCGCAGCGGCUGCGCGUGGUCGCGGGGUGGGAGACUCGGAAGCAGCGCAAGUGGCUGGUUCGGGGGCUGAGGGUGAAUGCGUUUGAGGAGGAGGUGCUGCAGGAGGCGUUGGACGAGAUUAGGCGGGGCGUGAGGAAUGUGUGA